AUGGCUCAGGUCCCUACUCCCCCUGCUUCCCGUCAUGGCUCAGAAUCACCCGAUGUCGAGCAGAAGAAACCAGUUGUCGACUCGUCCGCGGAGCUACUGCAGUCGUUGGAUACUCUUCUAGAGCGAUAUCUUUGUCUUCUCGAUCGGCAUCAGAAGUUACAGGCAGAUUUGGGGAAACGACUAUCUUCGGGAUUCUUUUCUCUUGCACAUGCGAAUUACACCUGCCCGCCUGGUCGACGGUAUGGUGCGGAUUACUAUGACGAGCGUAUGAAAGCAACAAGAAAAAUGUCACUACAGUCAACCCCGAGUCAGGACAAGGACGAGUGCAUCGCUAAAAAGAAUGACGAUUCCGCUGAACAAGACCAGUCCGACAAUUACAAACAUACUUUUGCAAUUCAGGCCGUACCAGACAGCCGGCCCAGUGAACAGACUGAACCGGACAAGGAAGCCGAACAAGACCAGUCAAACACCGACCCCCAGGAAGGAGAGAAGCACAGUUCAAAAGAGAAUAGCAGCACGGAAAACCAGAAGACAGACUCUUUAAAUUCCCCAGAGCCCUCGAAAGCAGAUUCUACUGAGCCCGCGAAACCCAAAGCUUCGAAGAAGAAAUUCCAGUCCUCCAACCCGAUUACGUGGUACGGGAUCCUGGUACCUCCAUCCCUUCGCAGCGCUCAGAUGUCCUUCACUGAGGCAGUCGAAGGCCAAUUGCCAGAGCUGGCCAGUGUAGUCGUUGAAAUGCAAGCCGUGGAAAAAGAAGUCGAAAGAGUGCGAAGCGAGUUGGGUCAGGCAUAG
Aspergillus wentii DTO 134E9 is the source of this 792-nucleotide messenger RNA. RefSeq lists its product as uncharacterized. Bases 1 to 792 code for a protein of 263 amino acids. The transcript has 3 exons. Lineage: Eukaryota; Fungi; Ascomycota; Eurotiomycetes; Eurotiales; Aspergillaceae. The record is from RefSeq and is a predicted model, not a curated record. Gene Ontology annotation, cellular component: Vma12-Vma22 assembly complex; extrinsic component of endoplasmic reticulum membrane. Gene Ontology annotation, biological process: vacuolar proton-transporting V-type ATPase complex assembly.